Messenger RNA from Cetraspora pellucida, 1242 nucleotides. NCBI's taxonomy places the organism in Eukaryota, Fungi, Glomeromycota, Glomeromycetes, Diversisporales, Gigasporaceae. The record is from the annotation of a GenBank genome assembly.
AUGACCGACCUUAGCACACCUUAUCAUACAAUAAAUUCACCUCAUAAAGAAAUAGAAGAAAAAAUAGUUUCUUCUGAUGCUAGGUCAGUACAGGUUCGAUCAGUAGCAUAUACAGAAAAUGAUCCCACUACCGAAUUCUUCUACCGUCCGAGGACUUUGACAGUACUAACUGCUAUGUUGAUCGGAUUAGUAUAUGUCGCAAUGUACCCUGAAGCAGACGAUACAGCGACAAAUAUUAAAUUUGGGACUUGGGCGGGAAUUUUUUCGUUCCUUCUUUUUGCGAUGUUACAAUUCCGAGAUGGGCCAUUUAUUCGACCACAUCCAGCAUUCUGGCGUAUAGUAUUGGGUUUUGGUGUACUAUAUCAAAUGUUUCUUGUAUUUCUUUUAUUUCAGAACAAACGCGAUGCAAGAUAUAUUUUUUCAUGCAUUGAUCCAUCUUUAGGGGUUCCACUACCCGAACGUUCAUAUGCUGAAAAUUGUGAAUUAACUUAUGAGAAUGUUAGGGAUCAACUUGAUAUAUUUGUUAUAUAUCAUAUUGUUGGAUGGUAUGCAAAAGCAGUAGUUCUUCGAGAUUAUUGGUUUUGUUGGAUUUUAUCGGUAAUGUUUGAAAUAAUGGAAUAUUCAUUGCAACAUCAAUUAAAUAAUUUUGCCGAAUGCUGUGGAUUCUUGAUGUUCUGGUGUGUAAUUGGAUCGGUCUUUAUUUUGGGAAAAGUAAAGCGUACAGUUCAACAAUUCACACCACAUGAUUGGACCAAGUUUGAAUGGGGAACGACGAAAAGUUUUAAAAAUUAUAUCGCGGUCAUUGGACUUUUGUUUGCGUUUUUGCAAGCCGAGUUGAAUUCAUUUUAUUUGAAAUAUCUGUUAUGGAUACCACCAGACAAUCCAAUCAAUUCAUAUCGUGCGAUUUUACUUUUCAUGUGUUCUAUUCCUGCUACACGUGAAGCGUAUCAAUAUCUCACAGACAAGGAAUGCAAAAGAUUUGGACCACAAGCUUGGCUGACGAUGGCAAAUAUAAUGACUGAAUCCAUAAUAUGUUUUAAAUUUGGCAGAGGAGAAUUUCCAAAUCCUGUACCCACAUACGUAGUAAUAUUUUGGACAAUAUUAAUUAGUUUGUUGGUUGGAUAUGUUAUAUGGCAAUUUGGAAUACCCUUCUUGAAGGAACGAUUGGAAACGCCUAUAAAGGAACAAACUGAAACGUCGGCGUCACCUUUUGCGAAGCGAUUGAAAGACAAGAAAGUGUGA